UGGGCACUCAAAAAGGAGAACCGUUUUUGACCUGAAAGAUCAACAUCAGCUACUACCUACUUGCCUAUGGUACAUGAAUAUUCGUAUACCUACCUAGGUAUCUAGUAAUUUGAUGUGUCUGUUGAUAUUUCAAAUUCUCAUUCAGCUUCCGAGUCGCGAUGCCUGCCAAUUUUGAGAAACAGAGCUAUUGGCACGAUCGGUUUCAAUCCGAGACGUCAUUUGAGUGGUUGGCGUCGUCGGAGUCGUUCAUGUGCCUCGUAGAGCCUUACCUUUACGCGUUGUCGCAUGAGGAGCAUCCACCCCGGAUUCUCCAGCUGGGCUCAGGAACAAGUGAUUUGCAGAAUAGCUUUCGUUCGAGGGGUUAUCUGGACGUGACGAACAUCGACUACGAGCCUCUUGCUCUUGAGCGCGGACGUCUCCUGGAGAAGAAUGCUUUCGGCGACAUCAAGAUGAAGUACGUCGUUGCAGACGUUACGCAGCUUAGUGAUGGCUUGCCUGCAAACCAGAGAUUUGAAUUGAUCGUGGACAAAAGUACCGUUGAUGCGGUAUCUUGUGGCGGAGAGGCAGCUCUCCUGCGGAUGGCUUCUAGUGUCAAGAAAUCCCUGGCAGAUGGAGGAGUCUGGAUCUCUCUCAGCUAUUCAUCAAUCCGCUUUGAACUGGAGGGACUGCCGUUUGAUGUCGAGAUCAUAGCCAAGAUGCCGACGCCUAAGCUCAAGAUAAAUGACCCAGAUAUCUACCAUUGGUGUUACCUCCUUCGGCCAAAACCGUAAAGCUGGAAGAUGAGUAACUCAGAUCAUAUGAAGGCUCUUUCAACGAUGACUAGAGCUUGGCUUACUUCAUACCUUAUUAAGGCUGUGACUGGAUAUUUUGGCAUUUUGCCUGCUGGCUGUGUUUGUUUGUGUUAGCAUUAGGGUUGGGUUCUAAGCCAAGGAACUUCUAAUUACUACUAGUUGUACAAUACAAUACCUAGUAGUGACUGCUAUACACCAGUGGCCUGGGCCUGGGCACUGAUUGACUCUACUAUUCAAGUAGUACAUACCCUAAGGUUAGGUACCUAGUAUGUAGUACAUUUCAAGGUUAUGUGUCAGCUCCAUCAUGAUGUGUAUUACUAGGUACGUUACAUUAUGUACAUAGUACCUAUCUAAGUAGACCGUAAAACAUUCAAUGUUGAUGGCAGUUUUAG
Molecule: messenger RNA, 1183 nt
Organism: Hypoxylon fragiforme
Lineage: Eukaryota; Fungi; Ascomycota; Sordariomycetes; Xylariales; Hypoxylaceae
Product: S-adenosyl-L-methionine-dependent methyltransferase
Exons: 1
Coding region: 159-770 (203 amino acids)
Source: RefSeq, a predicted model, not a curated record